Somion occarium is the source of this 1647-nucleotide messenger RNA. The record is from the annotation of a GenBank genome assembly. NCBI's taxonomy places the organism in Eukaryota, Fungi, Basidiomycota, Agaricomycetes, Polyporales, Cerrenaceae.
AGGGCAUCGCUGUGUUCAGUCUGCAUCUGGAUCCUAAACACUAAGGAUGCGGGGGUUGCGAAGGUAAGCAUGAGACAGCCGAUUGAAGGCGCUUUUGGAAUUGUGAUUUCAGUGCAUUGGGAAGUACUUCCACGUAUGGACUAAAUGACUAGUUGAACUUCCAGCGAGUCGGAGCCGCACAGAUCUCCCACCAAUAUCUCAGGAGUCAUUCACGAUGACCGAGGUACCGUUCGCCCUCGCCAUCCCAGACGCGGAUCUGGACAUCCUCCAUAAGAAACUGGAGGUAACUCGACUUCCAGAUGAGUUAGAGGAUGCGAGAUGGGAUUAUGGUGUACCCCUGGAUGAUAUCAAGAGGCUCGUCGCGAGGUGGAAGGAUGGGUUCGACUGGCGCGCCAGUGAAGCCGCGAUCAACGCCAUACCUCAGUUCACGCGAGAUAUCGACGUCGAGGGUCAUGACACGCUGAACAUCCACUAUAUUCACCAGAGGAGCGCACUGGAUAAUGCAAUUCCUCUCCUCUUCGUCCAUGGAUGUAAGUGUUCCACAUAUCUUGUACUAUAUAGAACUGAUUACGUUGCCUACAAUGUAGGGCCUGGACACUUUAUGGAGGUUUCCAAGCUCCUCCCUUUAUUGACGGCUGUUUCUCCUGAUCAUCCGAGUUUUCACGUCGUCGCGAUCAGUCUUCCGGGAUUUGGGUUUUCGGAGGCACCUAAAAAGAAAGGUUUUGCUAUCACUCAACAUGCGGAGGUUGGUCACAAGUUGAUGCUCGCCCUUGGAUACAAUGAAUAUGUUGCUGAAGGUGAAGAUUUGGGGCAUGUGGUGACUAAAAGAAUAGUCCAGCAUUACGGAGGAGAACAUGCCAAAGCUUGGCACAGCAACUGCGUAUUUACGGGUCCACCGUCUUUUACUUCGACUCCAGGACAAUUUCUCAAGUUCCUCGUGACUCCUUUCAGUGAGAGGGAGCGAAAGGACCUUGAGCGUGCUGCCUUGUUCCGUAGUAAAGGUAGCGGCUACUUCGAAGAACAGACGACGUGCCCUCAGACGUUGGGCUACUCCUUGGCUGAUUCACCAGUCGGUUUGCUUGCGUGGAUCUAUGAACAACUCGUCACUUGGACUGAUAAUUAUCCAUGGACCGAUGAUGAAGUCUUGACUUGGAUCUCGCUCUACUGGUUCUCUCGACCCGGGCCCGCUGCAUCCGUAAGGAUCUAUUAUGAGGUCGCUGCGGCGGGCGACUUCAUGAAUACCCAGUGGGUGUCUGUCCCUGUUGGAUUUUCUUAUUUCCCGAAGGAACUUAUCUGUGUUCCGAAGCUGUGGUGCCGUGCAGUUGGCAAUGUCGUGUUAGAGUCUGAGCACGAGAGCGGUGGACAUUUCGCUGCGCACGAGAGACCGAAAGAGUUGGCGGAUGAUUUGAAAAAGAUGUUCGGCAUUGGUGGACCUGCCUUUGGUGUAGUUGCAGGUAAAAGUGGGUAUACGACGGCUUAAUCGAGGUCACUUUGGAGCCUCAUUGUAAUGGCAUGGAUUCAUGCUUCAGGCGCUUCUGUUUCGUCUGUACUACCCUGUUUCUAAAAGAGAGUCUGUCAUUACCUUCGCGACGUACAUAUUCCAAAGAUCGAGCUUGGGAAGAGAUCGGAUCACCCCGAGUUCACGAC